This is a messenger RNA of Ornithorhynchus anatinus (platypus), 3107 nucleotides long. It is a transcript of the gene TMPRSS2, whose product is annotated as transmembrane serine protease 2. The transcript is spliced from 14 exons. The coding region runs from base 157 to 1635 and encodes 492 amino acids. Gene Ontology annotation, biological process: protein autoprocessing. The record is from RefSeq and is a predicted model, not a curated record. NCBI's taxonomy places the organism in Eukaryota, Metazoa, Chordata, Mammalia, Monotremata, Ornithorhynchidae. Gene Ontology annotation, molecular function: protein binding; serine-type endopeptidase activity. Gene Ontology annotation, cellular component: membrane.
AGCGGGAGAGGACCGGCGGAGGACCGGCAGGAGGAGGAGGAGGAGGGAGCGACGGCGGUGGCCGGGGUGGCUCGGUGUCCCGCCCGACCCCGGCCCAGGUCGCUCAGAGGCACUCCAAAUAUUUCGCAUUACCUUGAUGCUACCGAUAAAACAAAGAUGGCUUUAAACUCAGGGAUACCACCAUACGGACCCUAUUAUGAAAACCGUGGUUAUCAGCCCGAAAACUUCUCUCCUCCAAGGCAUCCUGGAGAUCCCACUGCUUAUGUGCCUUACCCAGCUCCGUACUAUCCUUCUCCAGUGCCUCAGUACAUCCCCAGGGUCCUAACGCACAGUUCCUCACCCUCAGUCCUCGUUCAACCCAAACCGCCAUCCGGGAUCGUGGUUACCUCAAAGGCUAAAAAGGCGAUAUGCAUUGCCUUUUCAGUUGCAAUACUUUUAAUUGGUGCUGUGAUUGCGGCCAUUUUUAUCUGGAAGUUUUUUGAAAAUAAGUGUUCGGGCUCUGGAAUAGAGUGCGGGUCAUCAGGGACCUGUAUCAGUCCCUCUUUCUGGUGUGAUGGCAUAUCCCAUUGCCCCAGUGGCGAAGAUGAAAACCGUUGCGUUCGUCUCUAUGGGCCAAAGUUCGUCCUUCAGGUUUACUCAUCUCAAAACAAAUCCUGGUAUCCUGUCUGCCAAGACGAUUGGAAUGAUGAUUAUGGGAAGAUAGCAUGUAAAGACAUGGGGUAUAACAGGAAUAGCUUCCACUUGAGUCACGGAGUAACCGAUUCCAGUGGUGCUACAAGUUUCAUGAAGCUGAACAUGAGUUCCAGGAACAUAGAUCUGUAUAAGAAGCUAUACAACAGUGACGUCUGUUCCUCCAAGAUGGUGGUGUCUCUGCGCUGCAUAGAGUGCGGCACGGCCUCCAGAGCGAGCCAGUUGAACCGGAUCGUUGGGGGGGCGGUGGCAAGCCCGGGGGAGUGGCCCUGGCAGGUCAGCUUGCACGUCCAAGGAGUCCACGUCUGCGGCGGCUCCAUCAUCACUUCGGAAUGGAUCGUCACUGCAGCUCACUGCGUGGAAGAACCUGUUUCCAGUCCACGUUACUGGACAGUAUUUGCAGGUAUUCUGAGACAAUCUGCCAUGUUCUAUGGGAGUGGAUACAAAGUGCAGAAAAUAAUUUCUCAUCCAAAUUACGACACCAAGUCAAAGAACAACGACAUCGCCCUUAUGAAGUUGCAAGCUCCAUUAACGUUCAAUGAGAACGUAAGACCGGUGUGCCUGCCUAACCCCGGAAUGAUGUUCGAGCCCAAUCAGCAGUGCUGGAUAUCUGGAUGGGGCGCCACACACGAAAAGGGAAAAACCUCAGACGUGUUGAAUGCAGUAACGGUACCAAUUAUAGAACCAUGGAAAUGCAAUAGUAGAUACGUCUACAAUCACCUUAUCACACCGGCCAUGAUUUGUGCAGGUUAUCUCAAGGGAGGGAUUGAUUCCUGCCAGGGUGACAGCGGAGGCCCUUUGGUCACUGAGAAAGAUGCCCUAUGGUGGUUAGUUGGGGAUACGAGUUGGGGAUCCGGCUGCGCCAAGGCCAACAGACCUGGAGUCUAUGGAAACCUGACCCUAUUUACCGACUGGAUUUACCGUCAGAUGCAGGCUUACAGUUGAUCUGGGGCCUCCGCAUCAGCAAGUCAAUCAAGGUCCUGAAUGUUCUGUGUGAAUUAAGCAAUAAUUUGGAGGUCCUGACAUUUAUUUUUAAUUGAGUAGCAGAUGUGACCAACUUUGCACUCUUCCCAGUUCUGUGCAGGCUGCAGAAACUUUCUUCCCACCACCUUCCCUCAACAUAACUCUCCCCCCGCACCCUCCUCCCUUCCUCAUCCCACUCCCUCGCCCCCGCCCCAGAUCUCAAAAGCACUUUAGGUUUUUAUGCAGUGGCUGUGGUCAGAAACGAAACGACUCCUCGGAGCGCCCGGGGUCUUUAUCCAAUCGGAAUAUCCCACCCCGGGAAGUGGAGAUUCUAGAGUUCCGAGCGUGACCCUCUUUCUCUCCCAAGCGGAGCCUACCGGCCGCGGUCGAUUCAGAGGCCGUCGCCGUCCAUGCGGCUCCGGACCUCUCGGCUGCCGGCCGGCUCCGGGUGGAAAUUCGUGAGCUCUCGCGGUAGAGGGUGGGGUGGGGACUGGCCCCUGGCAGGUAGGCAGGGAGGAGGUGGGCCCACCCCCGGGGGGGUUUGUCCUGCUGUUUGCUCCGGGUCGGGCUGACCCGUCUUGGUGAUUUCCGGGCCAGUAGACGAGAACAGGACUUAGCAGGGGCCUAGUUUGGUGAAGUGAUGAAGUGACACGUGACCGUCAGUGGAAGCCCAGCCCACGUCAUUGGAUGGCCAGGACCCCUUCCCCUCCUCUCGCGCCUGCUGAUCUUAGACAGAUCGGGGCCGGCUCUGACAAUCGGGGACCCGCGGUUGCCAGUGUAUUGUUUCCACGUCACGUUUUCUAUAUGCGACUACCUCAGCGUUAAACCGAUUAUCCAGCUUUUCGUACCUUGGCACCAUGGAAAAUUCUGACCCUCUGGUGUCCAUUCUCAAUCAGAGGCUUUGCAAUGGGAAAGGAUAGUAAUUAAAGAAACCGGGGCACCACGGGAUACUAGAUACUAAAGGGGGAUACAGGGUGAUGCCUUGUCCCCACAGUAAUUUUCACCGCGGGGAAGGGGCAGUAUUUUUGUCGCCAUCCGGGGCGGUUCAAGAAAGAAGGCCUGGUGUCGGUAUUUCACUUUCUCUCUCCUUUUCCCACGGAUACCCUGAUUCUGGUGAGAUUAAAUGUUUGCUUUGCCACAACUAACUCUUACCCCGUGUUGCCGUGGAGAUCUUGUCCGGGAGAAGUUGCAUCGUUUGGCCUUUGGUGGGGAGGAGGAGGGAGAUGGGAAAUGCACAUUUCUCCGAGACUGUAAAGCAGUGAAUCACAAGGUGCCAACCAAUCAAGGCAGGAUUUUUUUUUUAAUGGUUUCUUACAGAGAAAACAUUUCCCUUCCUUAGUGCCUACUUUUAUUUAUAUGUGACCAAUAAUUUUGUCGAAUGUUUUGUAUCAUUUUAAACUGUAAAAUUCGAUUGCGUAUUAUCGUGCAAAUAAAUUAUAUACUUUUUUUUCAAA